GUUGCCCCCGCGCGGCGGCACUUGUGGUCGGGCUGCGCGGACGCUUCGCUCCCUCGUUCUGUCUUGGUUUAAAUCCCGCCGUCGUUCCCGAGCCUGACGUGCGGCAUUCUUGCCCCGGGGCGCUGCUAUGAAGCACCUGCCGUAUUUCUGCCGCGGGGAGGUGGUGCGGGGCUUCGGCCGAGGCUCCAAGGAGCUGGGCAUCCCCACAGCAAACUUUUCUGAGGAAGUGGUUGAUAGUUUCCCACCUGAUAUCUCUACUGGCAUAUACUAUGGAUGGGCUUGUGUUGGAAGUGGUGAUGUGCAUAAAAUGGUCUUGAGUAUAGGCUGGAAUCCAUAUUACAAAAAUGUUAAGAAAUCAGUGGAAACACACAUUAUUCACACAUUCAAGGAGGACUUCUAUGGAGAACUACUUAGUAUAAUCAUUGUUGGAUACAUAAGACCAGAAAAGAACUUUGAUUCUUUAGAUGCACUCAUAGCAGCUAUUCAAAGUGACAUUGAAGAAGCUAAAAAAACUCUAGACUUGCCAGAACAUCAGAAAUUAAAAGAUGACAACUUCUUUCACACUGCUAAUGUUAGCAGUAUGGCUAAUGGUCAUUAAUGCUACUUCCUUCAUUUUUAUUUUAACUGUUCAAAUUGCACUAAUCUUUUAAUGGUUGUCAUUCUUUGGAGAAAAAUGUUCUGACCAAUAUUUCUGUGGUUUAGGAUUUUUAUUUGUAUUAGCAUUGGGUUAAAAUGGUAGCCAAAUGAGCUCUGAAGGAACACUACUCAUUUUUUUUUAAAAAAAAUCAUCAGAUUGUAACCAGACAAGAUAGAAACAAAGGUUUUGCCAUGUGCAAUACAGUGUGUGCAGACUCAUCUGUUACUGCUAGUCAGUUCCCUAGAUUCAGAGAAUACAAGUAAUUUCUAAAUAUUUCUAAUGAUAGUUAUUUGGUCUUUAACUGAAAUUCAUUUUCUGAUUUUAAAUGUUAAAGCAAUCAUGCUAGAUGUUCUUGUAGUGAGUAAAAUCCAGUGGAAAGGUAAAGGUGGUUGAAUAGUUUUUACAAUCUUGUACAACAAAACUAACUUUUUGGAUGCUUGGUGUUUAAUUGUCAUUAAAAGUGAGUUGAAUCCUAACAGUUAAAUCAUUUUUAGUUCUAUUAAAAUGAGACUUAUUUAAAUGGGACUAAAGCAUGACUUCCUCUUGAUUCAACACAGUAUUUCUAGCUAUCAAUAAAGCUUAUUGCUCUUGCUUCUAAUAUAGGGUACAGAGGCCCUGAUUUCAAGAGAGGCAUUUGAAUCCAGAUUUGUAACACAAAUCUUUCUAAAUCAUAUUUUUCUUGAAUAUAAAAUUAUAAAAACUAUACUGCUAAGACUUUUCUCACUAACUUUACUUGGUGUACCUUUGCUGUUGCGAAAUACAUUCUAAUCUGAUGAAUGAAAUGUUUAAUAGUGAUCUGCCCCUUUAACCCACUUGGAAGAAGCUGUGAUGAACACAUAGGGCCUAUGUAGCUGCUAUAUAAGUGUAGCAGUUUUCUCUUGGUGCCACAUUUUUGUGUGCACAAGCACUAAUUACCCACGGUGCCCAAUUAUGAAAUUUGAUUGGCUGUAGCUUGUAUUCAUAACUUGUUUUUGGAACCUUCAUGAUAUCUGUGGGUAUAUAACAAGGGAUAUAUUCAUCCCAGGCAAAACUAGUUUUAGUUUGUUUGUUUUAACAACACCAGUUGUUAUCAAAUUGUGUAUUUCAUUCUGGUCAUGACUAAAAAUUCUCCAAUGAUAUUUUAGGCUGCUUAACAAAAUGGGGUGUUGGAACAUAAAAUUCUGUUUAGUAAUGCAGUAGUUUUGUAGGUACAAUUUGUGUGUGGAAAGUGGGAUUGCUAUGGGAAGUCCUGCCAUACCUAUCUAUGUUUCAGCACUGAAAUGUACACACAAUUGAGAAUUACAAUUUUUCCAGGGUUCCUGAGCCAUUUUUUUUGUCCACAUGUAUACUGCUCAUAUAUAUGUAGACACAUUGCAUAAAUGUAAAGGAAUGCAUAGGGACGAGAACAUACCACUGCAAUAGCUUUGUUCCCCAUAUGCUUUUUAUACACAUUCACUGUGGUAAACAUACCUGUGUGUCUCAUUGGAGAAUUUCCCCCCUGUGCUGCUGAUUUGUAAGAAAACUUAAGUUCUCCUCCCUCUUUUUAAUUUUUUUCUGCAUCCUCAUCUGAAAGUUGCAGUUAGCUUAAAUGCCAGGCUCCUAUUAUUUUUGUCUUUAGUAAUGGUACCCACAUUCUCAUUCAUCCAUUACAUUUCUUUUAACACCCAGUAGCCAAAGAUCUCUGGGAGGUUCACAACAUGUUAAAACAUAAUAUAAAAACAGUAACAUUUUCCUUCCACCCCAAUCUACCCACAAGAGGGUAGAUCUACUCACAUUUUAGAUUGGCUUAUUAGCCAGCCAUAAUUUGGGGCUGCCACUGAUUCCUCUAAGUUCUUUCUGUGUCAGAGAAUAUCUCGUACCACAUAAGCUGCUGACUUGUAGCAGCAAGUCUCAUGCUGUUCCUCUCAGCUCCAAGGCUCAGAGUGUAAAGUGUGAAACCCUUUCUUUUCUCCUUAACUUGUGUGGAGAGAUACACUCUUUCAUAACAUAGGAUUUGAAACUAGCAAAAGUGCUUCUGUGUGCUGCGAAGUUCACAAAGGUGCCUGAGAAAUAUUUUUCCUGACUCUGGAGAAGAGAGAUGAAACCUAAUGCUGUUGAGCACAGGGCUGGGAUAAUUGCCCCAGGCAAGCAGUUUUGUGGAGUCUCACACAAAUUUUUAGAAAUGUUAGCAGUUGGAAGUAAACAUAGUCUGUUACCAGCAUCAUAUCAUGAUCAGAAGUGUCUGUGGUCUUGAAAAUGUUGCCUAUGUGUGUUUGCCAAUUUUGUUGUCUUAUUUUAGACUGUUGUUGUCUUAGAAUGCUAUAAAUUGGUGCCUUUUGAUAGGGUUUACUUUAUGAAAUGGAAACACUAGUCUAAGAAUCAUUAUAUGUAUUUGGAUUAUUCUUUAAGAGAAUGCAGUAGUAGCGAAGUACUUUUUAGUAAAUGGCACUAAAGUGUAAUCCCAAAAUAAAGGUUAUUGAUUAGCCCUGAUAAAAAUAUUGGUAUAUGAAAUCAAAUGAAUAUUUAUUAAAAAUGGUCUCUUUAUAUUCUUGUAUUUAAGGCAAAUUAUUCAUGUUAAACCUGUCACUGUCAUUUUAUUACAGGUUUUAUUUUUAUAUUCAUUUCAACAAAUAAAGUACAGAAAAUGUG
Molecule: messenger RNA, 3244 nt
Organism: Elgaria multicarinata webbii
Lineage: Eukaryota; Metazoa; Chordata; Lepidosauria; Squamata; Anguidae
Gene: RFK
Product: riboflavin kinase
Exons: 4
Coding region: 128-598 (156 amino acids)
Biological process (GO): FMN biosynthetic process; riboflavin biosynthetic process
Cellular component (GO): mitochondrion
Molecular function (GO): riboflavin kinase activity
Source: RefSeq, a predicted model, not a curated record